This is a messenger RNA of Bactrocera latifrons, 1348 nucleotides long. RefSeq names its product transcription factor Adf-1-like. The coding region runs from base 853 to 1263 and encodes 136 amino acids. Lineage: Eukaryota; Metazoa; Arthropoda; Insecta; Diptera; Tephritidae. The transcript is spliced from 4 exons. Gene Ontology annotation, biological process: regulation of transcription by RNA polymerase II. The record is from RefSeq and is a predicted model, not a curated record. Gene Ontology annotation, cellular component: nucleus; transcription regulator complex.
UUAACUUGCGACAACUACGGAUUUAUUUUUAUAAACAAUUAGUUUUGGAAUAUAUUUUUCCAAUAAAUGUAUAAUAGCUUUAGUUAAAUGUUAAAACACUAGUAAUUUUAAACUUUCCAUUACUGUCUAGUCAAGUUAAAUUAGAAAAUUCCAUACUCAGCUUUUUAAAUUUGGUUUUUACAAAUUAAACCGAGUACAGAAACUURGAAGGUUGAUGACUAUCAUCAAGUAAAUAGCUUAUCGUGUCAAAAGUUAUUUCGACAACAGUAACCAAGAGAAGAAGGAGUAACAGACAUUUUUAAAGCUGUUUCAAAGUAUAAUAAAUGUAAGAGUUUACCAAAUUUGUGCGGAAUUAUAUUAAUUUCGUUAAGCUCCCACUCACACUUUUUUUCUAAAGAAUCAUUAAAGUACAUAUGACUGAGUGUAAAUUGAUAUGAUGUAAUCAUUGAAAGCUUUCAACGAGACACAUGGUAAAUUUAAAUUUCCCUGAAACACUCAUCGAGAUAGCACCAUUAAGAAGAAUGCUUCAUAUAUGUAUACAGAUAAGUCCGAUUUGGGAGAUAUAAAAGAUAACGUUAAAUAAAUAAAGCAAAUAUUAAACAAUCAAAGUACUUAAAUUCAAAUGAGUCAGUACCAAAAACGAGGAAAAGCAUGACACACAGGCAACAUCUGUCAAAGAUUUAGAAACACGUUCGUAUAAGCACAGUGAAUUUGACAAUGGCACACAUUCACGGCAGUAAAGGCAGAAUUAGAGGUGCAUAACCAUAUCCACAUAAAACAGCUGAUUGAACCAAAUUUACGGGGAACAAUGUUUCAAAUUAGAGCAAUCCAAAUAAUAAUCUAUUAAUCAAAAUGGAUGAUAUUAAAUUAAAAAAAUGUGUGCGGAAUUCGCCAUGCCUAUAUGACAAGAGUCAUGCCGAUUUCAAAAAUCAAGAGAAAAAAAGGCGCUCUUGGAAGGAAGUCGCCAAUAAUUUGGAAGUUGAUGAAAGUGUUGUUAUGAAGCGUUGGGSCAACUUGAGAGAACGCUUCUCAAAAGAAAUUAGAAUCUCAAAAAAUGCUUCAGGAAGUGGUGCAUUCGUAGGAAGGCAGUGGGCGCUACUUGAAAGUUUGCAAUUUUUAAGAAGUCACAUUAUUCCUCGUCCAAUGCGACAAAGUGCGCCAAUAUUGAAACGCAGCGACGAGAACUACGACUUUAUAAACAUUUCGUCCGAAUGUAUACAAAAGAUCUCUCGCCAUCACCUCCAAUUUCCCCAGGGCAGUUAAUUCCGUCCGACCAAUCAACAAUAAUUCUGCCCGAUCAAACAACAGCCAUUCCGUCCAAUCAGUCAAUUCCGUCUAGUCAGCCAUC